AUGGAUUUGAAGUGUGUGAAUAAUCAAAGGUCUCUUUUGAGGCCUUUUAUGGGCGUAUUGAAUUAUUGUCUGCCUGAGAAAGAUUCAAUCACAAUAUCCGAUGACAAGUUGAUCAAUGUAAUAAAGCGUGAACUAGCUCGUCUAAUUAAUGAUUUGAUGACAUCUUAUCCAUUUGAAUCAAAACGUGUUUCAAGAAUAACUCUGGCUUAUUUCGAGGAUAUAAAGGGUCCUAAUUCAGGUUGUUUUAAUGAUGUAACACAAACAUAUGUUAACAAAUCUGGAACUUACACUAUAAAGAAGAAACCAUCGUGUCAUAAAUUCCAAUGUUCAAAAAAUAUUGGUGUUCAAGUGAUAUUUAACGAAAAGGCAUUUCAGUGUCCUGUUGGUGGUGGUCCACUACAUAUGGAGCAACAAUUGGGAAGUGGAAAUGCUUUGAUCGAUAUACAAUGUCCAAAGUGCACGUCAUUGUGUAAGCAAUCGACGCUUCUAUAUUACCCUGAAUGUUUUUCUCUAACCUGUGAGUCAACAUCUAUUUCAAUUUCCUUUCUGAAGGAUAAAUGUUUCGAACAACGUUAUAGAUUAGACGAAUCUUACUUAUUGGAUAUCAAUUCCGAAGGUCCUGAUGAAAAUGUAGAUAACUCCCGAAACUCUUCAAGUGUACCACAUAGAGGUUAUGAAGAUCCUAAUUUCCAACCUUUUCAAAAAGCAUCACCAGAGUAUGUUUCGCAUCUGGUACAUUCACUAGGUGUUCACCCACCAUUUGAUAGAAAUUUUAAUAAAUGUAAUACAAGAUAUUUUUCUCGUACACACACUUUAGUUUCAAAUGAACUUGCAUUGGCCACUUGUCCGCCAAAUUCACCAUUAAGUUGUUCCCAAUUAUCUAAUUCAACAACUCCCCAAUCGAAUAAUUCUCCAUUGAAUGUUCAGUGUGGUUAA
Molecule: messenger RNA, 936 nt
Organism: Schistosoma haematobium
Lineage: Eukaryota; Metazoa; Platyhelminthes; Trematoda; Strigeidida; Schistosomatidae
Product: Cyclic AMP-responsive element-binding protein 1
Exons: 7
Coding region: 1-936 (311 amino acids)
Source: RefSeq, a predicted model, not a curated record